Messenger RNA from Neurospora crassa OR74A, 2092 nucleotides. RefSeq lists its product as hypothetical. The record is from RefSeq and is a predicted model, not a curated record. Gene Ontology annotation, molecular function: transmembrane transporter activity. Lineage: Eukaryota; Fungi; Ascomycota; Sordariomycetes; Sordariales; Sordariaceae. Gene Ontology annotation, biological process: transmembrane transport. The transcript has a single exon. Bases 230 to 1870 code for a protein of 546 amino acids.
CGCGACUGUUUCUUGUCAAGUGUCGUCAGUCAUUACCAUAAUGCUUUCAAUCGCGGUUUUCUCUGCCUAUCGUCUUUUCUCUUUAUCGGUCAUCUGCAGUUAUUUCCCUCGAUCUUGAGGACUGAGAGGGACCACGUUCGUGUGUUUUCCUCAGGGCCAAGACACUGGCAGUCCAUCUCGCUUUUACAUUUCGGAUAUCCUACCCGGAUUACUUACGAUUCCCCUCAAGAUGCCUCCCAACGCGCCCGCGCGGGGUUCUGGCAGUUGUGGUAGCCUGAACAGACCACCCAGAACUCGAAGACUAUCGGUAGAGCAAGCGAGCGAGAGCACGCCGUUGCUAGCUGCCGGAGACAUCGCCCCAACCGCCGACUCCGAAAUUUCUGAGGUUACUACGCUUAUAAGCGAGCCAUCGAGUAGCAGCGAAGUCGACCCAGACGAUAAGCCUCUCCCCGUGGCUCAAAUUGUUGUUUUAUGCUACGCACGAUGGAUCGAGCCCGUGGCCUUCUUCUCUAUCUUCCCGUACAUCAACAAGAUGGCGCAAGAGAACGGCAACCUGGCAGACGCCGACGUCGGUUUCUAUAGCGGCCUGAUAGAGUCUUUGUUCUCCUUAACGCAGAUGGCCGUUAUGAUCUUGUGGGGAAAGGCCGCGGAUCGGUUUGGGAGGAAGCCGGUGCUGGUGAUCUCUCUGAUGGGUGUCACUCUUGCAACAGCCAUGUUUGGCAUGGCCAAGACCAUUUCGCAGAUGAUCUUGUUUCGUUGUCUGGCGGGUGUCUUUGCGGGGACUAUUGUGACCAUUCGGACCAUGAUUUCGGAGCACAGCACCACCAAAACACAGGCACGCGCAUUCAGUUGGUUUGCCUUUACCGGAAACCUGGGGAUUCUUUUUGGUCCGCUCAUAGGGGGCGCGUUGGCGGAUCCUGCCGAACAGUACCCGGGGCUCUUUGGAAACAUACAGUUCUUCAAAGACUAUCCUUAUGCAUUGCCUAGUUUUGCCGUGGGUGGCAUCGGCGUUACUGCGGUAUUGGUUACUGCUUUCCUUGCUGAGGAGACACUCGAGAGCAAUAUAUUUGGCGGCGGCCGCGAUGCCGAGUCUGGUGCGCCGGCCAAACCUGCGCCCAUGACUACUUGGGAUCUUCUGAAGUCGCCAGGUGUACCCAUUGUUCUCUACACUUAUGGCCAUAUCAUGUUGCUCGCGUUUUCGUUUACCGCGAUCGUGCCCGUCUUUUGGUUCACACGCAUUGACCUCGGCGGCCUUGGAUUCACGCCUUUGCAGAUCUCACUCCUGAUGGGUCUCAACGGCCUGGCACAGGCGAUUUGGAUCCUGCUCGUCUUUCCUCCCCUACAGCACCGCAUUGGCACCAAUGGCGUCCUGCGAGUGUGCGCAAUCGCGUAUCCGUUCUUCUUUGCCAUAUGCCCCUUCUUCAGCCUCCUCUUGCGAAACGGUGGCUCGACGGGUGAGACCAUCUUUUGGUUCAUUAUGCCGGCUCUGUUAUGUCUCGGAUGCGGCGUUAGCAUGUCCUUCACAGCUAUCCAGCUCGCCCUAAAUGAUGUCUCGCCCAGCCCCGUGACUCUCGGGACGCUGAACGCAUUGGCUCUAUCGUUGGUCAGUGGCGUGCGAUCCUUUUCACCGGCAUUGUUCGCUAGUCUCUUCGCUAUCAGCACUCGUACGCAGUGGCUGUGGGGUUAUGCUAUCUGGGUCUUGAUGGUGCUGCUGGCGUUGGGAUACACCGUUAUCAGCAGGUAUAUGCCGGAUCCUGAUGAGUUGAGGAGGCAAAGAGAGAGAAGACGGGAUCUGGAUGAGGAUGGCUUGUUAAAUGUUGGAGGCUUGACCGGAGUCACGAUAGCUGGUGCAGAGGCUCAUACUGAAUAAAGACAUCAUGUGGCUUCAAAUCCAACCAAGGGCAAUCACGGAUCAGAAGGCAAGGAAGGAAAGCGUGAAGUAUUGUAGUUCUUGAAGUCCCCUUUGGACAUAUGGAAAUAAAUCAGGUUGUGAGCACAUUUAUACAACUGUUGUGAAAGCUCCUGGUUUCUCAACACUUCAAUAUUAUCGUAGUGUAGCGAAAGUCUCAUUCAAGUUGAUCUAUUCCCACGC